CAUUUAAACAAGGAGGUUCAAGCAGGAAUGUACAAUUUCCAAGGUUUACACUGGAGCUGUACGAGGGUUUAAGGUCGAUGGGGUUGACCUGGAGCUGCCGGUGAUUUGCAAGCACAAUGGGGGAAGGUUUAAGGAUCAAAGUGGUGUUCGAGGAUGGGGACAUCCUUCACGUUUCCCAGAAAUCAGAGGGCCUGGAGAGAAGCUGGCUUCUCCUCAACCCCAAGCAUCACACAACAAUCUCUGAGUUCUCUUCGUAUCUCCUCCAAAACUUCCAACUCCACAAUUCCUGCCCCAAUGGCAUCCUUCUUUCAAUGGAGGGAUAUGUCUUACCACCUUUUGAGUCGACUUGUUUCUUCAAUGAUAAAGAUGUAAUCAGUGUGAGGAAGAAGGGAGGCUCAUUGACUCGUGUAGGUGAUGCACCCAGUUAUGUGGACAAUCUCCAAAUUGUUAAAAAAGAAAGUGUAAACUCCAAACCUGUGUGUCUAGGAAAUGAGGUAUUUGCCAUUAAAACCGGGGGAUAUGAGAUGGAUGAACCUGAAAAGGAGAGGAGAGACCAGGUGCAUGAUUACAAUUCACCUCCUAGUGAUUUGCUGGCGGAUGAAUUUCCAGUCUCUAAGAAAAGGAAGGCUUCAGAAAAACUUAAUAGCUUAAAGAAGAAGAGGAAGAAGAAGAAAGAGUACCCUCAAGUUGCAGAGGGGUGCAACAUUGAUAUUCAGCCAGAGCCGACUAAGAAAUCUAAACGCAGUCUGACCGACAAGAAAAGUAGUAAAAAGCAAAUGAAAAAAUCAGAAUCACACAAGAUGAAUGGGACUGAAAGUAAUGGAGGUACUGCCAAAAUAAGUGAAAGAAAUGUCACUAAGCUUGACAUGACUAAAAAUGAUCAGAUUCUUAAAUCUGGGAAAGAUUGUGUGGCUGUUACAGCCAAGCCAGAGGAAAUGAAAAAGCUCCCUAGCAGGAGUUCGAGGCGACAAUACGCAAAGAGGAAAUUCAAAAAAGAAAUGACUAAAAUUCUAAAGGAAAACGAGAAUUCUCAAUUGGAGAACACUUCGAAGGAGAUUCAAUCCAAAAAUAGAAAGAGAGAGGGAGUUAGAUUCCAACAAGGGCAUCGGAAGUGGAAGAAGGGACGAGCUAAUGAUCAAAGACAUGAGGAUAAAUAUUGUAAGCAGAAGCAAAGCCAAGGUGAAAUUGAAGAAACCCCUGAUCAACCAAAAGGACUUUUAUAUUGGAUGGGGUUGCUUUCCAAGGAUAUGGCUAAAGAUAAAAGCAAGCCUGAACAUGCUAAUUCCAAAAGCCCUGUCCGUGAUGAGCUUCUUCAGAGUAGUGAUAUUGAUCAUGAGGUUGUUCCUGUUGAAGUAAGGCCAGAACAUAUAUGCUCUGAGCUUUCAGGGAAAGAGCAAACUUUAAAAAAGAAUCAAGCUCAAGAAAAACUAAGCAGCGAGAAAAUUACAACUUCUCAAAGAACUGAAAUUAAUGAGCCUCAUAAAGAUCCCUCUGAAAUAUCAAGCGCUGAAAAUUUUGCACCUGGUAAUGGAUCUAUUGACUUUGCUAAACUUCCAUCCCUCUCUGAUGCGCCAAAGGAAGGCGAUGUGAUUGCAUACCGUCUACUUGAGGUAUCAUCCAAUUGGACUGCUGAGCUUUCCCCAUACCAUGUUGGCAAAGUAUUAUCAUUCAAUUUUAAAUCAAGUAGAGCUUCAUUAAUGCCUGUUGCUGGAUAUCCAUUCUAUUCUACUAAAAAUAAGCCUGGUGAAGAUGAGUGCACAAUGAAAUUGGAUAGUUCUCUUUAUAGAGAGGAUGGAUCAUUGGAGAUAGAUUUGUCAUCCCUCGUUGAUGUCCGGGCUGUAAAACCUCCUACCUUGCUUCUCCCUUUAAAAGUAGAUUCAAUUGGUAACACCAAUGACAAGUCAAGACCUUCUGGUCAAGAAAAUAGGGACAUAGUAAAUCAUGAAAGCAAUAUGUGUGGUGGUGGCAGCAGCCGAGAAAGUAGAGAGGACUUGUGGGAGCAACUCAGCGUGGCUUUAUCUGCAAAGAAAGAACAGCUUUCCCAGCAAAGUAGCUGUUGGGGCAAGGUUAUUCCAAGCAAGAGUAGUUGGUCAUACGAAGCUUGUGGGUUACAGCCUCGAAAGGGCUUCUCCAGAUGGAAAAAACAAGAGAUGAUCAGAUGAGUAAGGGAGCACCAUGUGAGACCUGUAUGAUGGAAAUGGUGAUGAGGAUGAAUCAUUUUCAUAUUAUAUAUUUGGUACAUCUUUUAUCUAUUUCAGUCUAAAGACAUGAAGCGAAUUUGCUUGCCUGACUCGUGAAACAGAUAACAUAACCUAAGCAUCGGCUGGGUUAGACCCAAUAUUUUCACCUGUAAAUUGCCCAUUCACAUUCUAUGCAGUAAGAUAACUUGUCUCAGAAAAUGAAUUCAAUCUUGUCCACACCCAACUUUAUGAAAUUUUAAGUGGUUCCAUACAUCCAUG
Messenger RNA from Cuscuta epithymum, 2459 nucleotides. The record is from the annotation of a GenBank genome assembly. Lineage: Eukaryota; Viridiplantae; Streptophyta; Magnoliopsida; Solanales; Convolvulaceae.